Humulus lupulus (European hop) is the source of this 2637-nucleotide messenger RNA. RefSeq names its product growth-regulating factor 2. Gene Ontology annotation, biological process: developmental process; regulation of DNA-templated transcription; DNA-templated transcription. Gene Ontology annotation, molecular function: ATP binding. NCBI's taxonomy places the organism in Eukaryota, Viridiplantae, Streptophyta, Magnoliopsida, Rosales, Cannabaceae. Bases 335 to 2227 code for a protein of 630 amino acids. The transcript has 4 exons. Gene Ontology annotation, cellular component: nucleus. The record is from RefSeq and is a predicted model, not a curated record.
GCAUGGAAGCAAAGCAAAGGUCGAGUAUGGCGGCAAGCCCAUCCCUCUAUCAUAAAAACCCAUGUCAAACCCAUACAAAAACCGCUUACUCCAAAAUAAGAGAGAGAAAAAUAAGACAUGGGUUUUAACGUGGCCUAAAAUCUGAGAAAACCCACCACAAAAGAAAUCUUUUUUUUUUUUUGCUGCAGAAUCAAAAAGUUUGUCUGUAGAUUUGGGUGUGUGUGUGAGAGAGAAGGGUUUGUGUUGUCUGAAGAGUACCAUUUAAGGAAAGGAGUUAGUUUAGUUAAGAUUUAGUUUAUCAUUUGUUAUCACGGGUUUAAGGUUUUAAUGUGAAAUGGAUAACUUUGGCGUCUCAGACAAGAAAGAAGAAGCAAUCGAAAACAACAACAACAAUAAUAAUACUAAUAUAAAAGCUUGUACAAAUAGUAGUCACGUUCUUGGGUUGGGUGUGGAGCUGCAGAGUAGAGAAUCAUUGCCUAAUAAGUCGAUGAGAAUGAUGAUGAUGACGAAGAUGAUGAUGCUUGAUCAUCAUCAAACACAAGCUAAUCACAACCGUCUAUUUCAAUCUUCCCAAAUAGGGGUUUCUGAUGGUCCUACUACUACCACUGCUCCUACAAACUCAAACUCAACCACAACACCAACACCUAAGACUAAUGAUUAUAAUAAUAUCUACGGUCUCGUUGGUUCUUCUCCUGUUGUAUUUGGUGCCGGUGCAGCUGUAAAAUCACCUCUGCAGCAGCCUUUUAAUACUUAUUGUUCUUCUUCUUCUUCUUCUUCUAUUACUACCACUGCUACUCCUGCUGCUGCGGCUCCUGUCUCUUACACCACCGCCUUAAGAUCUCCAGGUGGAGUCAUGGCGGCGUCCGUGGGGUUUCCUUUCACUAAUGCACAGCUGAAAGAGCUGGAGAGACAAGCCAUGAUAUUCAAGUACAUGGUGGCUGCUGUCCCUGUUCCCCUUGAUCUUCUCCUUCCAUUUAACAGAACCAUGACUGGCUCAGCAAUCCCCAUCCAUUACCCAUUUGGGGGUGAAUACAAGCUGAGAUUUUCAAAUGGUACAGAUGCUGAGCCAGGGAGGUGUAAGAGAACUGAUGGCAAAAAAUGGAGAUGCUCUCGUGAUGUGGCGCCGGACCAAAAGUACUGUGAGCGUCACAUGCACAGAGGUCGUCCCCGUUCAAGAAAGCAUGUGGAAGUUCAAGUCAACAACAACAUCCAUAACAACAACAACAGCAACAGCAGUAAGAGAACUCGUCAUGAUAAUCAACAACAGACUCUUUUAGCUUCAUCUUCUGCUAGUUUAGCAACUUCUACUGUUACCAAUCCUCAAUGUCAUCAAAGUCACUUCCUUGGAUCAUCUACUACUGCUCUCCCAUACCAUCCUUCUCCUGUUUUUAUGGACAAACCGGUUUUUGAAUCUAUGCCAUCUCUUUCUGCAGACAAGGAAGCAAGGAGCAUGGAGUGGAUGAUGAAAGGAGAAGCUGUAACCAUGGCCGCUUCUGAUCCAAGAUGGCUUCAUCUUAUGCAGUCCAAAAUGGAACUACCUUCAAAGUCCUCUUUCUGUGACAACAAUAGUUCCUCCAUCUUUAGCCAACAAGAGGAGCCAUUUCUGAACCUGAAUUCCUAUGGGAGUUUUGGUACAGGAGAAGUUGAACAAGACAGAGAGUGUGCUUUGUUCCUUAACCCUGAAGAUGUGUCUUUAGAUAAUCAGCAGACCAAUUCUGAUACCCCAAGAAGUUUCAUUGACGCAUGGUCAAAGACAAACAUGGGAGAAACCAUGGCUCACAGUUGUAGUAGUGUCAACCAAAGCUCUGUUUCAUCACAGGGGAAGCUGUCACCCUCUUCACUCACUCUAUCAAUGGGGGGCUAUGGCUCCAUGAAUGAUGAAAUGGGUAGGACUCAGAUUGGUUCUGGGUUCAAUGGAAGUGAUGAUACUAAACCCCAUGUCUCAAGCUGGUUGACCCCUGCUUCUUGGGCUACUGCUGCUUCACCCCCAGGUGGUCCAUUGGCUGAGGUUCUGAGAUCCAGCUCAUUGACUGCCACAACUAGUGCUGCAUCUGAUCCAUCUUCACCAUUCCCCGGGAAUGGAGAUUCCGGUAGUCCCCCGGCGACUGCUGUUUCUUCACCAUCUGGGGUUCUUCAAAAAACGGUCACAUCACUGUCUGAUAGCAGUGGUUGUAGUAGCCCAGGUCCUGGAAGUUCAAAGGUCAAAGCAGAGAUUGCCUUGCUUUAAGUUUGGAAUCAGAUAUAAUAAUCUUCAUAAUACUAGUCCUGAAAAAGACUUGGACCAACAGUGUUUUGUGGUAAAGUUUUAAAAAAAAAACUAAGGGUCUGAUUUGGUUUGUCAUUUUAAUCAAGUAACUUUUAGUAAGAGAGGAUUCUUUAUUUGAUUAUGAAGUUGUGUAUCUAAGUAGAGUUAUUUCUUUGCUAUCUUUAUUAGAAUACUCUGUCCCCCUUUUGUUGCCAAGAUUGUGUAUAUUACUAUGUUUGUUCUUUCUUGCAAUGGUAAUGGCUUUAAGUAAAGCCAGUGCCAAGCAUACUGUGUUGACUGUACUUGGGGGCUUACUACUUUGUCUGUGUUUUGUUGGACAAGAAAAAACUAUAUGUGCAUUUGACUUAAUAAUAGUCUCAACUUUCAACUGA